AUGGAGAUCCAGGCACGGGCAUUAGAAAACGAAGUGCGGCAAUUAUGCGAUCAAGAACAGACGAAACACACGACAGUAUUAAAACAACGACUUUAUAGUUGUGUGGGUCAAUUUUUAAUGGAUAAUCUUGAGAUCCAUCAUUGGUGGUGUAGUUAUUCCCAGCUCAUGGUCUUUAUGAUGCGUGUUUUGGAACUUUAUCCAACCUCUGAGAGUGUAUGUAUCUUUUAUAAACGAAUGGAACAUCAAUUGGGGAAAUGUCGGCAAUGUGUGGACAUUUAUCAUGCGUCCAUGCCGAGUGUUCACGUUGAGCUCGAGUUUGAAUUUACACCUGAUUCGAUCAAGUCCUUUUUUGUUAAACUUCAAGGCUUGGACGCUGAUCGAGUCCGGCGUCAAUUGGCAAACACGUCAAUGGGAUUGGCAAACACUUCGUCCAAUGUGUUGGAAACGGUAGCAGUUACACUGUACGAAGUGCUUAGUCAUCGGCGACUGCUGUCGGAUUUUCGCAUUGUGCGAGUGCUGUCAAAGUGGAUUUCUUGUCGGUUCUCAGAUGUUAAAGCUAAUCCAAGUCUGGAAUGCUUACGCGGAUGUCCUGGUCUGUACCAACUACUGGUAUCACCAGACCCUGCUGUGAGAGGGUGGGCUAAAGAAACCGUUCAACACUUUGGCAAAAUCCAGCUAAGUGGUGAUUAUGGAAACGAUCAGUACUUACUCAACGUUCUAGACGAGUGGAUGUAUAUUCUCGAAAGCGAAGAAUUUAACAAAUCCGUGUUAUCGCUGGACUUGAAGACGACAGAGGAUCUCCAAGACUAUUUGGAGCCAACAAACUGUGUGAAGACGCCGACGAAGCCGAUGUUGUGGUCUGCAUUUGACCACAUAAUGCAGCAAAUGGACGUUAACAGCUUAGAAGUGAUGCUAGAUUCGUUCGACACAAUCCCGGAUGUAGCGUUCAACUAUCUACAAGAUGCAGAUCCCGCAGGAGACCAGACACUUACAUUGGUGGUGUCUAAGUGUUUUGCGGUUCUUUUACGCUGUCUGGGACACCGGUUUUGGAACCACAGCGUUAACUCCCCAAAAGUCGUGCUAGAAGUGGUAAUGCAGCAUUGCCGUCUCGGGACUUGGCGUGUAUUUGUUACGAAACAGUUUAUUGAGCUUCUACCGCCAUUACUAGUGGCCAUGCGUCCACCUCAAAUCUCUAGCCAAGUGGCCAACGAAGGAAAAUUAGAAAAGCUCGAAUAUUAUUUGAAGACACGGAGGGAAAUCCUGCAAUUUCUAAUUGCCGAGGAUUUUCGCCCAAAGCAUUACGACGCCAUUGCCAUUGUAGCAGCAUCAAGGGCAGUCUUUACUAUUCUGAUUGACUGUUACGAAUACCGCAUGUCCGGUUCUGUAAAAAAUAACUGUGGAAGUGGACGAGAGGAAGGCGCGCUAUCUGAAUCGAUCUCUAUUGACUAUUCCAUCUCUGAAAGCGCCUUCUGGUGGCCGUGUAGUUCGGGAACUGGAGACAGUACUAAUGAGCACCUGGGGAAGCUAUGGAUGGAUCACUUGUUUGGUAUUGUUAUCAAGCCUAACAAUGUUGAGUCGCUAGUUGACUUGGCAGCAGAGACAACCGCCCUCAUAUUGAGCAAACACUUGCAACUUGCUCGGGAUAUUGUGUAUUCGGGCAUUAUUGCUAGCAAUGUGGGGAAGCCAGCAUCGAUAGAAGCUAUUACCAAGGGAAAGCCGGUCAUCACUGAUUUGCUGAUCAAACUGUGUUCAUGGAAGACGGUCACGACGAUACCGCUUCAAGUUCACGGAGCACUGUUUGAGUCAAUUGGAGGUAUUUCUGAGCUACUAAACGGUUUAGUCGUUCAGACCACCCCCAGUAACCAGCAUCAACAAAUCACGACAAUAUUACGGAAAUAUGAGGAUCACACCCAACAGUAUCUCCAGCGAAUGUGUAAUGAGGUGUUACACAAGGGCCUAGCUAAUCCCUUUCGGUUUCCUGUGGUGUCCCAACAUAUAAGUGCUUGCUAUCUGAGUCCGACAAGCAGUGUCGAUCAGAUGAUAAAAAGGCUAAUCAGCCAAUAUGCUGUUGACAAGAAGAAGCCAACACAAGUACCUUCUCCGUUAGAAGCUGUUCUCAUUUCAGUUCACCGAAAUCCCGAGGCCUAUUUACGUGGUCAACUUUCCAUGCUUCAAUCGAUGCGCCUGUACGGCUUUUCCCAGGCUGUGUGUUUGCCUGCCAUGAAGAAGCUUAUUUUUGUUUGGUCCCGCGUCUUUAAAAUGCUGAGCGGUGACCUGGAGAAAGUUUUCAUGAAGGCAUCAAAUGCGAAGGCUAUGACCACAUCAUCACACCAGGUCACGGAUACUGGCAUCGCAGCAGUACACCUGCUGAAGCUUCCCAAUCUGAUCAACGAGUUUCUGAUCGCUCUACUAACCAAUUUGCUCGCCCCAACAACCAAAUUGUCGGUGGAGGUUACAGAAACGAUUCGAGUGCAAUGUCUUGACUUUGGAAUAUCAUUUUGGAAAUUCUGGAUAUUAGUGUUGAAAGACCCAGGCGUGUCCAGCAAGCGUGUGGCAGGGCUGAUAACUCCACUGGUUGAGUGUAUAUCCAAGGGGUCGGCGUCUGAGAACAAGCGAGCUGCUGAGCUGCUGAUGACAGUGUUGGAGUGCCUUUUGAAAGGAAAUACUCGUCUAGAUGAAACAACACUUGCUCUGAUCGACAGCAUAAAAGCCGAAGCAGCAUCAAUUGAGUCCAGACAGUCUACUGAUUUUGGUCGCAUGACCAAAAAGCUGCGUCAAAUGGGCCAACACUCUGAUUUUUUUACGAAGCGCUCGACAGGAUCAAGUCUGCAAAACUUUGGAGACAUGACCCUCUCUCGGUCAAAGUCAAAGCUACCGCCGAGAGCUAAACCUUCUCCGAAUAUGCUUGGUUUUUCUAUUAGGCCAGUGAGUGGGAAGUCGGCAGCUGGAGCUCAUGGUCACGCAUUGGUGGAUCUUACUGGUGCUGAGGAAGUAUCUGCCGAAGCAGCAGCUCGAAGACAGCAUGUUUUUUACUCGGAAGAAGAGUACCACGCAAUUUCAACAAAGGCACCUUCUACGAAACAGGCACCAAAGCCGAAGUCUUCCUUUGAUUUAUCUCAAACCAUAAAAGGUAUUAAACAAUCGCAUCCAGGGUCAAACAAGACAAUGUCAUUCGAACGUCCGAAGAAACAGGUCGACGCACCAAAGCAAACGGAAGAGGAGGAGAAAGACGAUACUAAUCUACGUUUUGCUGCUCUUUUCCAUCGAAUCAAAACUACACAGAAACCAAUUGCAAUUUGCUCGCUGCUCCCAUUUUACCGGCAAUUGCUUCAAAUUUGCAUGCCUGUUCUUUUGUCUGGUGAGUUCCAAAACGAACGAUCGGAAAAAGAGUUACAAGCUCCGGGUUUGAAUUUCAAGAAGAAUGCGGAUUAUGUCCGAGCUUUUCUGCCACUGAUGCUAGAAGAAUGUAACAAUGAAGUCCAAGAACGCCUCCGAACAUGUUGGUAUCGAAAUGGGGGUCAUCUACUUCGCUACGAGUCUGAAAAGCCACGAGAAGGUAUGCGUUGUAUUAGCUUCAGCAUUGCUCAAAAAGACGAAGCGCUGCUAGCGAGCUCUCAAGCAAAUUUCGGUGGCAAGAGACGACCGGGAAGAAGCUUCAAUGAGAAGUUAUUUCGAAAUGGCGACGUGGUUCUCUUGCAAAUUUUAGCUGGUAGCGAUGACCAAAGUGGCUUUAUGAAUAAGCGGGAGUUUUUGGGUGUCGUCUUGAUCAGCGAGACGGAAAAGGGGCGACGGCAAACAUCGUCGAUAAAAAAGAAUUCGAAGAACGAAGAUGGAGAAUCUGUAAAGGUGCUCUUCCUGAAUGAUGGCGAAUUGGACAACGCGACAGCAAGUGUAGGUACGUUCUCGACUGAAGUGUUGGCGGCGAGUGCAAUCGCCGAUACAGAGUGGAAGGUAAACACGCUCUGUAAUUUGGUGACGUCUGCGCGCGAGUACAUUGCGCUUCGGUCCGUCGAUAUGCUCCCCGAGCACCUGAGAACAGCUAUUUUGACUCCAGAAGCGUACAAGUCUACACAAUCAGAGCUCAUUACCAUCACAUCGGUACUGGAUGACUUGCGAUCGAAAAAAUCAAGCGAAAACAGUCAAGCAAGUAUUGUGAAGAUUCUGAAACGCUUAGACAAGAUGGACGUGAUGCUGACCGAUUUGAGGUCUACUAGUAUAGGUAAAGCUGUCAACAAGCUGCGCAAGCACGAUGAUGCAGAAGUCAGGACCCUUUCUGGAAAGCUCAAAGAAAAGUGGACGAGUCUCAUGGAUAAGAAAGAUACUCUGGAGCGCGCACCUCGCUUUCUAUCGCCCGAUCUGUGGGAGGCAAUUAAGCCCCAGUAUAAUUCAUCCCAGUUGCAGUCCAUCCACAGCGUGCUGAAUAACUACAACAUGGGUGUAUCUCUACUUCAAGGACCACCAGGAACAGGCAAGACGAAAACGAUUAUGGGCCUUCUGAGUGGAUUGUUAUCAUUGCGGUUACCAGCAAAUGCCGUCAUGCCAAUAAUAAACCCGAAAAGUGGUUCAAGCGCUCCAGGCAACGGCACCAAAGGAGACUUCAAUAACUUUGAGACUGCACGAUGUCGCGGAACGAAUACUGGGCGAUCCGUCGAACAACCAUCAAUGCAAGCUCCAGCGUCGACAUUUUCAUUGAGUGGGGUCACAUCUGCCCUCGGGAGUAUUCUUCGUCGUACGUCUGACUCCGCCGUAGCAGCUGGACCAAGUCAAACGACCAUUCAAUCGCUGAAGAAUGUUGGUAUGUCGCGCAGUCGAUUAGAAAAGAAGUUAUCAUCUCGCACGAGCCACCAACCCAACUCAAAACUGGUAGUAAAGCGCCGUGUUAUAUCAAAAGCAGCGUUGGAGCGUUCAGCAAGUCGAACAAAUAACAUCCUGCUUUGCGCGCCAUCCAACGGUGCUGUAAAUGAGUUGGUGCUACGAAUCGUUACGAACGGACUAAUGGAUAGUUCUGGGAACGUCGCUAAAGUCCGAGCGCCGAGUGUUCAUCCUGAAACACUCUUGAAGGAAUGGAUAUCCAUUGUCCGCCUCGGAAAUGCAGGCGAGGAUGCACCUGAGAUUGUUAACUCUGUUUGCUUGCCGCAUAUCAUCCGGCGUGAAAUGGCAAUUCACCCGAAAGCAAUGGAAUUGCACUCACUCCAAGAAACACAGCGACAAUUGCGCGGCUCUAUUCGUGAUUUUCACAAUAAGAUAGAAGACGCGGCUGGACCCAAGCGAGAUCGAAAGGCGCUCGCCAAGAUGCAUCAACAACUGACAGGAUGCUCGGGUCGAAUCAGACGUCUGCGAGAUGAAGUGACGGCAUUUCGGGCCAAAAUGACAGAAACUAUCUUGUCCGAGGCAAGCAUUAUUGCUUGCACCUUGUCAAAGGCAGGAAGUGGUGACUUUUCGGGAUUGAAGCAUGGCUUUGACGCCCUCAUCAUCGAUGAAGCGGCCCAAGCAGUGGAGCUAAGUACGCUUAUUCCGAUCCGGGAGCGAGUAGCUCGUGUUGUGCUGGUUGGUGACCCUAAACAGCUUCCAGCUACAGUAAAAAGCGUUGUCGCGGCAAAAGCACGGUACGAUCGAUCACUAUUCGAACGUAUAGCUGAAAGUGGUGUCGCACCGUCAAUGCUUCGAGUGCAAUAUCGAAUGCAUCCAUUUUUGCGGGACUUCCCGUCCAAGAGAUUUUACGGAGGAAUGCUGACAGAUGGACCCAGCGUUAUGGAACGUGUUCAAAAGAUCUGCUCUGGCAUAUAUGCGCAUACGAGUUUUCAACCUUUUAUGUUGUAUGAUGUUGACAACUCGAGGGAGGAAGAUAUGAACGGGUCAAAGUACAAUCGCGUUGAGGCAACAUUUUGUGUUAGUUUGUGCCAAAACAUGUUUGAGACUUGUGCAGAGGUACGCAACAACAAAUGGAGUGUUGGAUUUGUAUCACCGUACAAAGAACAAGUACGCGUUCUUCGGCAAGAAAUCACACGUUCAGGAAUCCCAGCAAGCGUAUCAGUCGAAGUAAACACGGUGGAUGGGUUUCAGGGCCGAGAAAAAGACGUGAUCGUGUUUUCUUGCGUUCGCUCGUCUCGACACGGAGGUAUUGGUUUCUUGCGCGAUAUUCGCCGCCUAAACGUGGCAAUUACCCGUGCACGGUUUUGCCUCUACGUUAUUGGUAAUGUCAGUACACUAGUGCGCGAUGAAACGUGGGCUGCGUUAAUCAAGAGCGCUCGUGAUCGAAAGCUAAUUAUUCGGACAGAAGGAAAAGGAUUUCCUGAUGUGGCGAAGAGACUAGCAGGGGACAAAUGCCGCGAGUUGGCUGAACACUACAAGUUGAUGCACGAGAAAGCGGCUCAAAAGUCUACCUCCAUUGUGAAACCUACUGUGAAUGUACCUGCUGUGGUUAUAAAACCAGAGCUUAUCUCGGUAGAAGAAGCUAAGGACGUGAAGGCAAAUGACACAAUGAAACGUAAUGUUGAAGCGCGUUGUGCGCAUGAAGACAAGAGUGAAGAGGCGAGCGAUGACAAGGCAUCCAGCAGUGACAAACCAUCUUCGGCCUCCGUCAAAAGAGAAUCAGGACUUGAGCUUUCAGUGAAUCAACCUGUCGACAGCCACAAAAGGUCUGCGAAGGAGGCUUUGGAUGCAGCAAAUUUGAAGAAGCCCCGCACAUCUGUGACAACACCGCCUUCAGAAGCGGACUUGCGAGGUCAAUAUGAGAUUCGGAGCUUUCGUGACCGGAACAACUCAUCGACAGCCGAUGUGCGCCAGCGUAGUGGGAACCGCACCCACGAAAGAGCUAAUGACUGGAGAAGGGAUGAAAGUUCUUCGAGAAAGGAUACAGGUUCUUCGAGAAGGGAUACAGGUUCUUCGAAAAGGGAAUCGCAACAUGAAGAGACUGACAGUUCUCGCGGCUAUAAAUGUUCAUUUGAUAGGGAGCAAGGUGACAGCACAAGCAACAGCAUGAACUCACAGGACAACCGAUACCGUCAGGGUAAUCGUCGCGACUGCGAUAGUCAAACGCACGCAAUUGCGUCAUCGAGAAGUACGUCUGGAUCUUCAUCCGCUUCUUUGCAGUCAGUUUCCGAAAAGGAAGUUUGCCAAGUCAAUGAGCCUAUUCCUGCUUCAACGACAGAUCGUGCGCUUCCGAUAGCCCCACGGAUGAGAGGUGAACGACCGCCACAAGCGUCCGCUUACCCCGACCAUCGUAAUCGUGCUUCGUCACGUAGACGCAAUUUUAAGGCCACGACGGAUGAGUUGAGCACCACCAGAAAUCAUGGCAUCGCUGCCAGGAAUCCUGUCGAAAGGAGCACAAACGUGUUGGGCAAUAUCCUUGGCAGCGCUUCGAAGCUCGCGAAGUCAACCUCGCGCGUAAGCGAAAAGACGAAACCGCGCAGCUCCGAGUUUUCGUAG
Messenger RNA from Peronospora farinosa, 7428 nucleotides. The record is from the annotation of a GenBank genome assembly. NCBI's taxonomy places the organism in Eukaryota, Oomycota, Peronosporomycetes, Peronosporales, Peronosporaceae.